Messenger RNA from Ectocarpus sp. CCAP 1310/34, 1374 nucleotides. NCBI's taxonomy places the organism in Eukaryota, Phaeophyceae, Ectocarpales, Ectocarpaceae. The record is from the annotation of a GenBank genome assembly.
AUGUUUUUUGUUCUUGCAGGUCCCAAUCGCUGUCUGGACGCGUUCAUUGUUGCCCUGAACCAAAGUUGGGGCGGGAAGAAAUGGUGCACGUCGGUGGCUACCCUCCAGCUGGCAUCGUUGCCAUUCUGCGUGGCAUGCCGGAAUGUUCCCUCACCGUGCGUGACAGUGGACACGGGUACGCCGCCUCGUCUAUGGUCUGGUGCCGCCCUUGACGGCGACGGCCAGGAGCCUUGCAUCACAGCACCUGAGGACGGUAUCGUGCUGUCGUCGUCGCUGCGCCGCAUAACGUUCGGGGGAGAUUUCAACCAGCGGAUGGACAAGGCCCGCUUGCCUGCUUCCGUGCAGGAAAUCGUCUUCGGUGAACACUUCAACCAACGAGUCGACAACGUCACUUGGCCCACAUCCCUCGAAAAACUUGUGUUCGGUCAAGAGUUCAACCAGCCAAUGGACAAAGCAGUGAGGCCGGCGUCUUUACGGGAUCUGUCGUUUGGUUGGAGUUUCAAUCAGUCGAUUCAGGGGGGUGUACUGCCGGCGUCGCCGCAACGUCUUCGCUUUUCGGAUGCGUUUUUGUCGGAGUUCAACCAGAGGAUCGACGGAACCUCUUUGCCGGCAUCGCUGGACAUCUCGUGGCCGCCGUCUCUAGAGGAAAUCCAUUUCGGUGCCAGCUUCAAUCAGCCAGUGAACGGGGCGGCUUGGUCCACAUGCCUCCAAAAUAUUUAUUUCCGUGCUGACUUCAAGCAGCCAGUGGACAGGGUGGUGUGGCCGGCGUCCUUGCACGGGCUGAGUUUUGAUGGGGAGUUCAAUACGUCACUGAAAUAUCUUUCUGUUGGGCCUGGUUUCAAUCAGCCUGUCGCAGAAAUAGUGUGGCCGCACUCUCUGCCGAGACUGACGUUCAACGGAAGCUUCAACCAACUGAUCCACCAAGUCGUCUGGCCGGCCUCGUUGCGGCACCUGGCAUUUGGCAAAUCAUUCAACCAACCAAUUCAUCAAGUCAAGUGGCCUGCGUCGCUGAAGACUCUGGGAUUCGAUGAACCCCAAGGGACGUUUGACCAGCCUAUCCACUGUGUCACGUGGCCGACGUCGCUGAAGCGCCUGAGCUUUGGCGACAGCUUCAAUCAGCCUAUCGCACAAGUGGUGUGGCCGUACUCUCUGCAGUCAUGCAGCUUCUAUAGGUCAUUCAACCAGCCGAUCCACCAGCCGAUUAGCCAAGUCGUGAGGCUGGCGUCGCUAGAGCGCGUCGCGUUCGGCGAUGGUUUUGAUCAGCCCAUCCACCGUGUCAAGUGGACGGCGCGCUUGCGUUGGAUCUCUUUUGGCCAGGGUUUCGGCCGGCCCAUGAGCAGUGUCGUUUGGCCGGCAUCGUUGCGGAGGCUGUGA